AUGGCGCUUGAAGCCGUGGUGUUCCCACGGCAGCACCUCGCGUGCGGCACGGACAAGGUGGCUGCGGCGAUGUCCAUGCACGCGCCGUCGCUUGGCCGCGGCGUCGACAUUGACGAGUUCGAGGAGAAGGGCGGCGUGGUGCUGCAAGAAGAGGCGGUCAGCGCGACGGUGUACAGCGCCGGUGCCACCGCAUGGGAGCAGUGGGACGAGAAGCUCUUCUGCCCACCGGUGUUGCCGCCGCCUGCAUCGUCGGGCCGCGCCAAGGCCGUCUCCUCCUCGUCGGCGGCGGCCGUGCGGAAAAGGCGGCGGCGCCCGAAGGCGGUGAAGAACAGGGAGGAGACGGAGAGCCAGCGGCGCAACCACAUCGCGGUGGAGCGCAACCGGCGGCGCCAGAUGAACGACUACCUCGCCGUGCUCCGCUCCGCCAUGCCGCCCUCCUACGCGCAGCGGGGUGACCAGGCGUCGAUCGUGGCCGGGGCCAUCAACUUCGUCAAGGAGCUGGAGCAGCUGCUGCAGUCGCUGGAGGCCGAGAAGCGGCGGCGCUCACCGCUCCCAUCCGUGCCGCCGUUCACCGGAUUAUUCACAUCCCCUCAGUACUCCGCCGGCAUUGGCGCCGACUCUGGUGACUCCGAGAACGGCCGCGGGGUUCGGCGAGGCUUGGCGGACGUGGAGGUGGCCGUGGCCGAGAGCCACGCGAACGUGAAGGUGCUGGCGCCGCGGCGGCCGAGGCAGCUGCUGAGGAUGGCGGUGGCGAUGCAGUGCCUCGGCCUCACCGUGCUCCACCUCAGCGCCACCGCCACCGCCGACCACCUGGUCUUUUACUCCUUCAGCCUCAAGAUGGAGGACGAGUGCCGGCUCACGUCGGUGGACGACAUCGCCGCCGCAGUGCACCAGAUGGUCCUCGACACCGUCGAGGACCAGCUAGCUAGCUAGUUAGCCGGACGUAGAAAUGUCUAUGCAGUAACAUUAGGCGCGUACGUUACGUGCGACAUGUAUAAUUCACCAUUGUCAGAGAACGUAGUGCGUAGCAGU
This is a messenger RNA of Lolium rigidum, 1032 nucleotides long. RefSeq names its product transcription factor bHLH94-like. Gene Ontology annotation, biological process: regulation of transcription by RNA polymerase II. NCBI's taxonomy places the organism in Eukaryota, Viridiplantae, Streptophyta, Magnoliopsida, Poales, Poaceae. The transcript has 3 exons. Gene Ontology annotation, molecular function: RNA polymerase II cis-regulatory region sequence-specific DNA binding; DNA-binding transcription factor activity, RNA polymerase II-specific; protein dimerization activity. The coding region runs from base 1 to 933 and encodes 310 amino acids. The record is from RefSeq and is a predicted model, not a curated record.